Messenger RNA from Colias croceus (clouded yellow), 301 nucleotides. It is a transcript of the gene RpS29, whose product is annotated as 40S ribosomal protein S29. Gene Ontology annotation, molecular function: structural constituent of ribosome; zinc ion binding. Bases 95 to 265 code for a protein of 56 amino acids. The transcript has 3 exons. Lineage: Eukaryota; Metazoa; Arthropoda; Insecta; Lepidoptera; Pieridae. Gene Ontology annotation, biological process: translation. The record is from RefSeq and is a predicted model, not a curated record. Gene Ontology annotation, cellular component: cytosolic small ribosomal subunit; ribosome.
CAUAGACUACUUUGUCAAACUCUUUUUUUCGGUGAAGUUCGCCAUUUUGAACGUGUUUUGCGCGUAAGCUCGCUCGAAACUCAAAUAAUUAAAAAUGGGUCACGCAAAUAUAUGGUAUUCUCACCCCCGUAAAUACGGACAAGGAUCACGGUCAUGCCGCGCCUGCUCCAACAGACACGGUCUUAUCCGCAAAUAUGGACUGAACAUUUGCCGACAAUGUUUCAGGGAGUACGCUCACGACAUAGGAUUCAAGAAGCUGGACUAAAUGUUUGGAGAUUAGGUUAAUAAAUUCUAAAACCCA